AUGGCAAGUUUCGGGCAGCAGCUGAUGGCCCUGGUACAGAGAAACAUUUUGCUGAAGAAACGAAACAAGAGCCAGAUUUUUCAGGAGUUGCUGAUUCCUGUAUAUUAUGUUGGUUCUCUUGCAUUGCUUAAUUUGGCGAUGAAACCAGAAACACAUCCAGCCAGGAAGUUUCCAAAACACAGUCUCAAUGACGAUGUUUUUGCAUCACCAUUCAGUGGCUAUCGGACAUUGCUAGUGGUGCCAGAUUCUCCGCAGGUAGGACUGUUUGCCGGGUGCAGUGAUGACGAUAAUAAGUAUGGAGCUUCACACAUGUGUUCUGGGAACAAACAGCUUUUCUCAGGGUUUGUUCAGCUUCAGGUGGCAAUAGAAAAUGUGCUGAUGGAGAACUUGAGUAUUUCUUCUGGGAUCAGGUCAAGGAAAAUUAGUGUGCAGAUGAUGGAUAGAGGUGAAUACUCACCAGAUGUCACCAGAAUCCAGAUCGUGACAGCCAUUACGUUAAUUGUAUCCUUCGCUUUCAUACCCACAUAUUUGGCAGUAAACAUUGUUGAAGAAAAGGAAAAGAAAAUUAAGGAUGGAAUGAUGAUGAUGGGACUUCGAAACUCCGUAUUCUGGCUGUCAUGGGGCAUUGUGUACAUGAUGUUGAUCACUGUUGCCUCAACGAUCAUGGUCGCCAUAUUUUCAUUAUCCAAUUUUUUCCUGCGCAGCAGUGUACACUUCCUGUUUCUCUGCAUGAUCCUGUUUGGCAACUCCUUGAUUUCCUUUGCGUUCAUGAUCACACCAUUCUUCAACAAAGCUUCAACUGCAGGAUCUGUGAUGAUUUCUGCAUUGCUGGUGCUCAGUUUGAUCUAUGCAGUAAUUAGCCAGACCAAGGAUACCAUAAGCAAUGACUCAAGACUUUCAGUCUCUACCCUGCUGUUACUGUGUCUCCUGUCACCAGUAGCUUUUGCUAUGUUUAUAGAUCAGGCUUUGUACAUUGACAUUUUGAAGAAUGGCUUCGAUUUUAACAAGGGUCUCACUUAUGGCAAGUUUCCACUGUACGCUUCCAUUGUGAUGAUGAUAGUUGAUGCCUACCUGUAUGCCAUUUUGACGAUAUACUUUGAUAAUGUGCUUCCAGGUAAAUAUAGAGUCGGGAAGCAUCCUCUGUACUUUCUACAGUCAUCCUAUUGGUGUCCGAAACAAGCUGAUAUGAAAAGCUCCCAGCUUCUGAGCCCCAAACAAAGUCAAUCAAAGUUCAUCAGUGUGGAGCCAGUUGGCAGGGGCAUGGAAGACAAAGUUGCCAUGAGGAUUUUAUCGUUGACGAAAUCUUUCAAGCAGAAGGGCAUAAUUCUCCGGGCCCUUGAUAAUUUCUGUCUGGAUAUUUAUGAAGGCCAGAUCACUUGUCUGUUGGGACAUAAUGGAGCAGGCAAGACAACCCUGAUAAAUAUGUUAACUGGAGUCAUUGCCCCAACGUCUGGCAGUGCACACAUCCUGGGCUUGGACAUAACACGAACGGGCGAUUUGGAGCAGAUUCGCAAAAAGUGUGGCAUUUGUCCCCAGCACAACAUUCUCUGUGAUGAUUUGUCCUGCAAGGAACAUCUUGAGUUAUUUGCAAACAUUAAAGGUGUACCUUCUCAUCUCAUUAAUACAACAGUGCAGCAAGCCUUGGCAGACGUGGAUCUGAACAGUCAGAGUGAAACCUUUGCUAAAAACCUCAGUGGUGGCCAGAAGAGGAGGCUUUCUGUUGCCAUAGCUCUGAUUGGGGAUCCUAAGUUGCUUUUUCUGGACGAACCCAGCUCUAGCUUGGACCCUCUCUCACGCCGCCACUUGUGGUCACUACUGAAGAGAAUAAAGGAGGGAAAGGUGGUUCUAUUGACCACUCAUUUUAUGGAUGAGGCUGACAUCCUUGCAGACAGAAAGGCCUUUAUCAGAGGAGGCAGGCUAUGCUGUUGUGGAUCGUCACUGUUUUUGAAAAAUAAAUUUGGCGUGGGUUAUCAUUUGACGAUGGUUGUAGAACCCAACUGCAAUGUGGGCACUGUGACAUGUCUGCUCAGGUCAGUGAUUCCAAAUGUUAAACUCACAAGGUCACAUGGGAAGGAGAUCAGUUACACAGUACCUCUCCAAGAUGUCUCCAAGUUUUCUGUUCUGUUUAACAAUCUGGACCGAGUGGCAGAAUCACUUGGCAUUGUUAGUUAUGGCGUGUAUAUGACAACCUUGGAGGAAGUCUUCUUUAAGCUAGAAGGCGAUGAGUCUGUGGAUAAUGAAAAAAAGUCCAGUGAGGCAAUCAACCCUGGUUUCCUUGCAAAUGGUCAUAACGUCGAUGCUGACAAGCCUCCGUCCGUCUCAGAGGCUAAUUCUCUUGGAGAAAACAGUGAAGCAAUCGACCCUGAUUUGCCUGCAAAUGGUCAUAUUGUCGAUGCUGACAAGUCUUCUUCCAUCUUGGAUGUUAAUUUGUUUGGAAAAUCCACUGUGCAUGGAAGGGAUUUAACCAGGCAGAGAUUCUGGACUUUGUUAAAGAUCAGGUUUAAGCUUAAAGUGCGUAGCAUACUGUUAGUGCUCAUCAGUGCUAUAAUGCCUCUAAGUUUCGUGAUUUUAGGCUUGAACCUGAUAAAAAUGAAGGAAAAGCCACCAGUGAGGAUUUCAGACCCGACAUUCUUUAAUCCCUUCAUGUAUGCCAGAGGUGCUGGAUUGCCAGGGCCGUUACCUCCAUCAUUUCUAGUCUUUGAUGCUGUCAAUAACAAUGGCUCUCAGGCUGUCAUCUCUAACUGGAAGAGGCACUAUGCUGUUGACACCUACUUAGCUGGCACCAAGAAUACUUCUGAUGUGGCCCCUCAUUUGAUUGGAAUUCAAAUUGACAGGGUCAUUGGUCAAAACCUAACAGACUUUACUGUACUGUACAAUGACAGUGCUGCCCUUUCUAUCCCUGUCGUCAUCAACAUGGUCACCCAGAACAUUUUGAACAGUUCAAAUAUCAACGUCCAGAUAAAUGGGAGUAGCCUGCCUUGGCCUUCUGUAAUGGGGCAGUUCCUCAUAGUAUCUAUGGUGACUGCUAUCCUUGUUGCAGUGUGCAUUAUUUUAAUUGUCCCCACCUUCACCUAUGAUAUUGUUAAGGAGAGACAGUUUAAACUACGAAGUCAGCUACAUAUUUCUGGAGUGACAUUCAAUGUUUACUGGGGAACAAUAUAUAUAUGUGACUUGCUGACUCUCUUCAUGCCAGUUAUCGGCAUCAUUAUUGCCUUUUUUGCAAUACAGAUGCAAGGCUUCAACUCAGUUGGUGCAUUGGGUGCCUUGGUACUAGUGGUUUUCACAAAUGUGCCCCUAUUGUUCCUGCUGGCUUUAACCCUUUCAUUCUUGUUUGACAAGGCAGAAACAUGUGCAGUUUGUAUGCCUGUCUUGCUUCUUCUGCCUACACUGAUUCCAUACACGCUGGUGCCUGUGGUAGAUGCUGUCCACAGUGAUGCAGCAGUAGUUUUUCACUAUGUAUUCUGUGUGAUUCUUCCACCAUACAUUGUCUUUGGUGGAUUGUAUUUUAUCAGUAGGGUCUACUUGAAUGCAUUCAAUGAGAGCAGGACAGUCAACAAAAGUGAAUACUUUGAUUUUGGAAACCAUGUUAUGAUUUGUAUUAUUAUGCCAAUAAUUCACAUGUUUUGGAUGUACUGGCUGCUGCGGAUCCUGGAUGUGAAGAAGGCUGGUGGUCACAUGAAAGCGUGUCCUUGUUUUUUUGAUUGGACGGACACGUCGCGGAUUGCCAACCCAGAUGUCAUUGAUGGUGAGGAUGAAGACAUCACAGCUGAGAGACACAGAGUUGAACAACUACAGGAAGGGGGCAGCGAGGCACCUGUGGCUUAUGUGUCACAGCUGCGCAAGGUGUUUUUGAAACGCAUGAAGAAAAAAAAAAUGAGGAACCCAGGCAAAGUGAGCACCACGAUUGCAGUACGGAACUUGAGCCUAGGCGUUGAUCAGGGAGAGGUGUUAGGACUUUUGGGGCCUAAUGGAGCUGGCAAGAGUACUGUCUUAAACAUGAUGACUGCUCAAGUAUCACCCACCUGUGGGAAGGUAGUCAUUGAUGGGAACAAUAUCUGCUACGACAUGUCAGCAGUGCUGGAUUCACUCGGAUACUGUCCCCAAGAUGAUCCACUGUGGGAGUUGAUCACCUUGGAGGAACAUGUGGAGUGCUUCGCAGAUAUCAAGGGAAUUCAUCCUAGCGAACUUAAUAAAGUUGUUGAUUAUGUUGUGGAAAAGCUGAAACUUGAAGAACAUCGCAAGAAACCUACAAUACUGUUGUCUGGAGGGACCAAGCGGAAA
Candidula unifasciata is the source of this 4281-nucleotide messenger RNA. Lineage: Eukaryota; Metazoa; Mollusca; Gastropoda; Stylommatophora; Geomitridae. The record is from the annotation of a GenBank genome assembly.